UCCUGUUUUAUGCUCAUGCCAACUCUUUCAACAAGGGAACAAUUAACACCAGAGAUUUAUGCCAAGGUGCAGAAGAAGCCAGCAACUGAGCAGAAUGAAGCUGCUCCCAUCCCAAAGGCAAAAACACAUUUCGUUCAGGAAGCAAAGCAAAUUGAUAAAGAAGACAUAGAAACAAAACUACACUGCUACCCAGUCAAGGAAUGGGAUCAAAGUGGGGUGAAGCUGGAAGACCUUGGCAAGAUAAUUCAUUGUUCCAAGGUUAAAAUCUGUCGUCAACCCUGCAAGGAUAUUAAUAACAGAUGGUUGAUAUUAUUCCAAAACCUCCUGCUUAUUCUCUCUGAGGAUUCCCAUGGCUUCACAUACCAGGGUACACUCCCUUUAGCAGGGAUUACAGUAAAUGGCAUUGACAACACCAAUAACAGCUCAGAGCUGCACCAUGCUUUUCAAAUUACAGGUCCACUGCUGCAUCCCUUUACAGUUUACUGUACCACGGAGGAAGAGGUGAAGGAGUGGCUGUAUUGUCUCAACAAGCAAAGACAAGUGAGCAGCAAGAUUGCAGAUUCCCCUCGAGCACAAAUAUGCACAGAACUCGAUUUUCGCUCAGAUUCUUACUUACUGUUUCUCAAUAGCAUCAAAAUAGACCAUCUAGCCACCAGCAAAGGCUGCUUGUGGGAGCUUGCCGUGCUCGAGAGGGAGGCAAUGGCAUAG
Messenger RNA from Rhincodon typus (whale shark), 708 nucleotides. Its product is annotated as rho guanine nucleotide exchange factor 7-like. Bases 10 to 708 code for a protein of 232 amino acids. The transcript has 7 exons. Gene Ontology annotation, biological process: 3'-UTR-mediated mRNA destabilization; response to hypoxia; positive regulation of apoptotic process. Gene Ontology annotation, molecular function: phosphatidylinositol phosphate binding; phosphatidic acid binding; phosphatidylserine binding. The record is from RefSeq and is a predicted model, not a curated record. NCBI's taxonomy places the organism in Eukaryota, Metazoa, Chordata, Chondrichthyes, Orectolobiformes, Rhincodontidae. Gene Ontology annotation, cellular component: mitochondrial membrane; cytoskeleton.